Anopheles bellator is the source of this 1920-nucleotide messenger RNA. RefSeq names its product hexamerin-1.1-like. The transcript is spliced from 3 exons. NCBI's taxonomy places the organism in Eukaryota, Metazoa, Arthropoda, Insecta, Diptera, Culicidae. The annotation marks the transcript as partial. The record is from RefSeq and is a predicted model, not a curated record.
GUCCAUUACGGAGAGUAGAAGAUGAGACUGACGGUUGCAGCUAUCGCCCUUGGGCUGGUCGCCCUGGCCAGCGGUGCUUACUAUCCCGCUUCCCAGCCAGUUACCGGCGUCAAGUAUGCCGACAAGGAUUUUCUGUUCAAGCAGAAGUUCUUCUUUGAGGUGCUGAGGAAUAUCCAUCUUCCUCUGCAGUACCAGGAAUACUUGCCCUACACCCAGAGCUACAUCACCGAGGAGAGCAAAUAUGUGAACUUCGCUGAAGUAGUCGAGUUCUUCGAUUACUAUAAGGCAGGAUUCUUGGGCAAGGGCGAGCUGUUCACCAUCUACAACAACGAGUACAUGAAGCAAACAUACCUGCUGUUCACGUUCUUGUACAACUCCGUGGACUUUGACACUUUCUACAAGAACGUGAUCUGGGCUCGCGAGAAUGUGAACGAAGGAAUGUUCAUUCAUGCCGUCACGAUGGCCGUGUUCCACCACCCGCAACUGAAGGGCAUUGUACUACCGGCCAUCUACGAGAUCUACCCGUACUACUUCUUCAACACCGACCUCAUCCACAGCGUAACUUUCCGCAAGCUGUACGACCAGAAGUUCGGAUUCGUUAGCAACGGCAAGUACAACGUUGUGUACUCGAACUAUACCGCCGUCUAUCCAGUGGAAUACUAUGGCGAGGACAAGCUGUCGUACUUCACGGAGGACUUCGGUUGGAACGCGUACUACUACUACUUCAUGAUGGACUACCCGUACUUCAUCGGUACCGAGAAGUUUAACCUGAACAAGGACCGUCGCGGCGAGCUAUACAUGUUCAUGUAUCAGCAGCUGAUUGCCCGCUACUACCUGGAACGUCAGGUGAACUUCAUGGGACCGAUCGAAGAGUUUGAUUACCAGUUCCCGCUCAAGACGGGAUACUGGUCGAAGCUCAGCUAUUACAACGGAAUUCCGUUCUACGUUCGCAACGAUUACUACACCAUCUCGAAGGACUUCUACUACCAGGUGAACUUGCUUAAGGACUACGAAGCUCGUAUCCGCCAGGUGAUCGAUAAGGGAUACUACUACCUCGAGGACGGAUCCAAGAUCGAUCUGCGCAAACCAGAGUCGGUGGAAUACGUCGGAAACAUGGUCUUCGCUAACAUUGACAGUGUGGACAAGGAUUAUUUCGGUUACUUCGAAAUCAUUGCUCGUCAGCUGUACAGUGGUGGCAAGAAGUUCUACAACUACUUCCCGAGCGCUCUGAUGCACUUCGAAACCUCGCUGCGUGAUCCUUUCUUCUAUCAGCUGUACAACCGAUUCCUGACGUUCUAUUAUCAGUUUAAGAGCUACCUGAAGCCGUACACCUACGAGGAGCUGUACUUCAAGGGAGUCGAGAUCAAGAGCGUUGUCUUUGACAAACUUCUGACUUACUUCGAAUACUACGAUGCAGAUGUAAGCAACGUUAUUCCGAUCAAGGGAUCCAGCGAGAAGUUCUUCGAUUUCUCGGUGUAUGCUCGUCAGAAGCGCAUCAACCACAAGCCAUUCUCCUACACCAUGGAUGUAUACUCCGAGAACGCCGGCAAAGGUGUUGUUCGCGUCUACUAUGGCCCGAAAUUCUACGACGUUAAGCAGCUCCAGUAUCUGAAGAAAUAUUUCGUUGAAGUCGAUCAGUAUCUGUACGAUUUCGUCGCCGGUAAGAACACCAUCGUUCGCAACUCGCGUGACUUCUACUACAGCGUCCGUGACCGCACCACGUACACCGAGUUGUACAAGAAGAUCAUGACCGCGUACAACGGUGGAGAAAAGUUCGCCCUGGACAACUCCGAGGCUCACUGUGGCUUCCCCGACCGGCUGCUGUUGCCCAAGGGUCUGCCAAGUGGCUACGAGAUGACGUGGUAUUUCAUUGUGACUCCGUACUACGCACCGAAGGUGCAGCAGUUCUCGACCUACGAU